AUGGAAACGUUUUGGUAUGUUUUUUGCGUUUUUUUGGGAGAAACGGAGAAAUUGGUUACAGGGGAAAUGGUGAUCAGAUUUAAAAAAAACUUGGAAUCCUUGUUUUCAGCAAUAUAUUUGAACUCAGGCCCCUCCAAGAAGAUCGUGUUCCACUCGAGGAAUCCGAAGAUUUCGUCCUCUCGUUUCGCCGCCCCUCCAAACUCCAGGAUGCCCCCGGGCAUUGCCAUGAAUGGGGUGCCCAUUGGGCCUUGAUCCUGCUCACUUUACUCGGCUUCUUCGCUUUAAUUGUAACAUUAUUUAUUUGUCAUCUGCUCUUGUCCGAGGAAUAA
This is a messenger RNA of Bursaphelenchus xylophilus (pine wood nematode), 329 nucleotides long. The record is from the annotation of a GenBank genome assembly. Lineage: Eukaryota; Metazoa; Nematoda; Chromadorea; Rhabditida; Aphelenchoididae.